This is a messenger RNA of Manduca sexta (tobacco hornworm), 2380 nucleotides long. RefSeq names its product basic juvenile hormone-suppressible protein 1. The coding region runs from base 65 to 2323 and encodes 752 amino acids. Lineage: Eukaryota; Metazoa; Arthropoda; Insecta; Lepidoptera; Sphingidae. The record is from RefSeq and is a predicted model, not a curated record. The transcript has 5 exons.
GGGCGGGAGAUGAGUGGUAGUCACAGUUCUCUGUGGACUGCCAAGCACCAGGUAACAGGGCAGCAUGAGGGCAAUAGUGUUCGCGGCCAUUUUGGCCGUUGCGGCGGCUUCCUACAUCAACGUCGGCGAUAAUUUUAACGUUGUCAUCGGCAAGGAGACCUUAGUUAACGUGGACGUGAAAGUGCGUGAGCUAUGCAUCCUAAAGCUGCUGAACCACAUCCUGCAACCGACCAUAUACGAGGACAUCAGGGAGGUGGCCCGAGAGUACGUACUCGAGGAAAACACCGACAAGUACCUGAAAACGGACGUGGUCAAGGAGUUCAUCAACAUGUUCAAGAUGGGUAUGCUGCCGCGCGGUGAGAUCUUUGUGCACACCAACACCCUGCAUCUGGACCAGGCCGUUAAGGUGUUCCGUGUGCUGUACUUCGCCAAGGACUUCGACUAUUUCAUGAAGACCGCGUGUUGGCUGCGCGAGCGCAUCAACGGUGGCAUGUUCGUGUAUGCUCUUACCGCUGCCGUGUUCCACCGCACCGACUGCAUCGGCAUUACCCUGCCCGCGCCCUACGAGAUCUACCCCUACUUCUUCGUUGACAGUCAUGUCAUCAACAAGGCGUUCAUAAUGAAGAUGACUAAGGCGGUGACCGAUCCAGUCGUUGCCAACUACUACGGCAUCAAGGUUACUGACAAGAACUUGGUGGUGAUCGACUGGCGUAAGGGAGUCCGUCACGCGCUUACUCAAGAGGAGCAAAUGACGUACUUCACAGAGGACAUUGACCUCAACACCUACAUGUACUACCUUCAUAUGAACUAUCCGUUCUGGAUGACCAACGAAAUGUACGGCCUGAACAAGGAGCGUCGUGGUGAGAUUGUCAUGUAUUCCAACUUGCAGCUGUUGGCAAGAUACAGGCUGGAGAGACUCGGCCGUAACAUGUGCGACAUCAAGCCGCUCAUGUUUAACCAGCCGCUGAAGUACGGCUACUGGCCCAAGAUCCGUCUGCACACCGGCGACGAGAUGCCCGUGCGGUACAACAACAUGAUUGUGGUUACCGAUGAGAACCUCAAACUGAAACGCCUCCUCGACGACGUUGAGAGGAUGCUUCGCGACGGAAUUUUGACCGGCAAGAUUGAACGUCGUGACGGUACCGUUAUCCACCUGAAGAAGGCCGAGGACGCAGAGAUGCUCGCUCGCCUCAUUCUUGGCGGUGUCAGGCUGGUCGGAGAUGAUGCUAAGGUCAUCCACCUUACCCAUUUGCUCAGGAAGAUUCUCAGCUACAGCCAAUACAACAUGAACAAAUACACCUACGUGCCUACUGCUCUGGACAUGUACACCACGUGCUUGCGCGACCCUGUCUUCUGGAUGAUCAUGAAGCGUGUCACCAACACCUUUGUGAUGUUCAAGGACUUGCUGCCCAAAUACACCCACGAGGAACUCGACUUCCCCGGCGUGAAGGUGGAGCACAUCACUACUGACAAACUGGUCACCUUCAUGGAUGAAUACGAUGUCGAUAUCACAAACGCGCUUUACCUGGACCAGAACGAGAUACACAAGAAGCACUCUGACAUGAUCUAUGUGGCACGCAUGCGCCGCCUCAACCAUCACCCCUUCAAGGUCAACAUCGACGUGGUCUCUGACAAGUCCGUCGACGCUGUUGUCCGCAUCUUCUUAGGUCCCAAAUUCGAUUGCCUGGGCCGCCUCAUCAACCUCAACGACAAACGCCUCGACAUGGUGGAGAUUGAUAGCUUCCUCUACAAGCUGGAGACUGGCAAGAAUACCAUCGUCCGUAAUUCACUCGAGAUGCACGGCGUGAUCGAACAGAGACCAUGGAUCAGGAACAUCUGGGACAAGACUUUCGACAACAGCGGAUCUGGUUUCAAGACCGUGGCUAGUUGGUGGUACAAGACUCGCCAUGGCUUCCCUCACAGACUGUUGUUGCCGCUAGGUCGCCAGGGUGGCCUACCCCUGCAGCUGUACGUGAUCGUGAGCCCUGUACGCACCGGUAUGGUGUUGCCCACUAUCGACAUGAACACCAUGAAGGAGCGCCACGCUUGCCGCUUCACUGUCUGUUUCGACACCAUGCCACUUGGCUUCCCCUUCGACAGGCAAAUCGAUAUGACUUACUUCUUCACCAACAACAUGAAGUUCACCGACGUGAUGGUGUACCGCAAGGACCUCUCCACCAUGUCCAACACGAGCAAGAACAUAGACACGUCGAACAUGGUGAUGAAGAAGGACGACCUCACAUACUUGGACUCCGACAUGUUAAUGCACAGGACGUACAAGGACGUGAUGAUGAUGAGCUCCGACAACAUGCUGCGCAUGUAAACUGCACCUACUCACGGCGCCGGCUUAGUUUGUAAUAAAGCAAUCAUUCAGAAAUAA